This is a messenger RNA of Vespa velutina, 1353 nucleotides long. RefSeq lists its product as uncharacterized. The record is from RefSeq and is a predicted model, not a curated record. NCBI's taxonomy places the organism in Eukaryota, Metazoa, Arthropoda, Insecta, Hymenoptera, Vespidae. Bases 881 to 1291 code for a protein of 136 amino acids. The transcript is spliced from 3 exons. Gene Ontology annotation, biological process: negative regulation of biosynthetic process.
AUAAAGUCGAUAACUUUGGCAAAGUAACAAAUGUAUUAUAUGUAUGUGUCAACCAAAUAACACGUGCUGUCGAAAAAUUCAAAAAUAGGUUAGAAACAAUUAUUAUAGAUUCUCUUAAAUAUUAGAAACUUAGUGACACAUUAAAAAACAACGUUACGUACGUAUGAGACAAUAUUUGAUGUUCGAAGCUUGCAAGUAAAACUGCUCGUUGUAAUAACAGUAAAAAUAAUAUUCAUUUGUAUAUACAAACGAGUAAACCUUUUCUAAUCGGGCUGACAGUGUUGUUCGUCCAGACCGGUACGAAAAAUAAAAAUCUAAUGGUUUGCUGAAUCAUCAAUACUUUUCAAACGACACUUCCUAUUGAUGUUUCAACAAAAUUUGAUAAAAAUUUCAAUCUUAAUUUAAUUAAAGUGUCUAUUUUCAAGUGGCUGCUCAUCAAAAGUACAAUCAAUGAAAAAACAUCGGUUGUAAAUUUAAAACGAUCGAGCGAAUGAUUACUUACCAUUUUCUAUCUUAUCUGGAUUAAUAAAGAUAAAGUAAAAAGGCUCCUUUUAUAUACUUUCUUGACGAUAAAAUGAUAUAUCUGUCAUUUUUCAUUGGUUUUAUAAUUGAUAUAAAAAUUAUUACGUGUCAUGUAACAACGUGAUACAAAUGAAAGUAAAAUAAUUAAUUUAUCCGUAAUUUUGAUCGAAAGAACAAUCGCAUUUUUUAAGAUUGUCGAUAAUUAAAAAUUUCUUUUAUGCAUUUUUUUCGUUCGAUAUGAACUCACUUCAUUCCGUACUUAAAUAGUACACGGUCUACAAUACGUGUGUGUGUGUGUGUGUUGUGUAUAGAGUAUUGAACAAAAUUUGAUUCGUGAGUGCGAUGCGUCAUUUGUCGGAUGAAUUCAUUGAUUGAGAAAAGUGCAAUUAAUGUGAAAAUGGAUAGAAGUGGAAACGACAAACAACAGGAAAAGAUGGCGAAGUCUAACGAAAGUUGUAUCGACACCAUGGCGGAACCAGUCAGUGUAAUGCCUGAAAAAUGGGUUAACACCGCAACGAGCGAAACUUUUUAUUACGUUGGUGUAAGAGGAUCGCCGUAUGCAACCGAAUCAUCUGUUUUUGAAUUAUCUCCGGACGAACUCUUGGCACUUACUAAACGUUUUCAAAGCUCUGCUUCGACGGUGGUCAAUGGCGCACUGAUUAAAGGACGACCCUUUUCGGUUAUUAAUGCUCUAGCCGAAUUAGGCUAUCGAGUUAUUUGUAGUACCGGAGAAGCUGAAAUUCUUUGGACGCUGCAACGGGAGGUUUAAUUUUUCUAAAGUAUUGUAUUUGUAGUAAAGAAUAUGCACAUAUAUAAAGAUAUACACCAGUA